This is a messenger RNA of Menidia menidia (Atlantic silverside), 1233 nucleotides long. The record is from the annotation of a GenBank genome assembly. NCBI's taxonomy places the organism in Eukaryota, Metazoa, Chordata, Actinopteri, Atheriniformes, Atherinopsidae.
GCCGAACAUGAUUUGUUUCUUUUUUUAGUCAGGCUACAGAUAUGGACUACUACUCAGAGCUAAACGGGGUGGAGAUUUAGGACCGCCUGAAUGGUUACACAUUAUUCCCAACUUACAAAACCGGCUUGUGGACAGAGUGUACCGGCUUGUGUUUUCACAAAUAUCCCCGGGUAAAGAAGUUAUUUGGUAAUAACUGAGAGGAACAAAAGAUGGACAGGACAGUCAGUUUACCGAACCAACCGGACAAAACAACUACGGUCAAACUGGUGGAGAGCAGCGGGGCCCCCAGCGGCCUGGAGCUGGUCAGCUCCUACCAGACCAACCGGGUGGGAGACCCCAUGGACCUGGUGGCCCUGGCACAACAAGUACAAAAGGGGGAUGAUUUUGUCAAAGCCAACGCUUGUAACAAGCUGACAGUGAUCGCAGACCAGAUCAGAUACCUACAGGAACAGGCCCGGAAGACUUUGGAAGACGCUAAAAGAGACGCAGACCUUCACCAUGCGGCCUGCAACAUUGUGAAAAAGCCAGGAACCAUGUACUACCUCUACGAACGGCCAUCUGGACAGAAGUACUUCUCCAUCAUCUCCCCUAAGGAGUGGGGACCGAGCUGCCCUCAUCCGUUUGUCGGUGCCUUCAAACUUCAACACGACAUGUCCUGGACUCCCAUCGAACAGGUUGAGAAGAGAGACGCGGAGAUCGCCAUCAUGGACAAACUCCUGAGUCAGCAGACAGCUCUACCCCCCCACAUAGGACCAAACUUCAAAGGCAUCACUGACUAAACGGACAGCUCAGAGCGGAAUGGGCUCUGCCAAAAAAAAGGGGGGUUUGGUUGAAGGACACAUUGGUCUUAAUGGACUUUCUAAUCCACACGUGGAUUUAAUGAGCGUGGGAGCUUUAAUGACUCCUUCGCUGCCUUAAAUAUGUGUGUGACUACGGUUUAAAUGUUGCACUUGAAUAAAUGGUGGUUGAUGCUUUUUACAACUAUAUGAAACUGGAACUCUCGGAGAGACUGCUAAAGUUCUUUAAUCCUUAUUUAAGAUGUAGCUGUAUAUUUGACUAACAUUGAAAAGUAAACAUUUCUGAAGUCAGUGCUUUGUCAAAAGUUUCUGUGAGAAGUGAAAGUCAUUCAGAUUCUGUAUGUCUGUGUACGUUUCCACUGGCAACUGUUACAAUUCUAAAAUGCAGAACUUAAGAUGUUUAUCACGUCAUAAAAACUGACCACAAACGGGAAUA